UGCUAGAAAAUAAUGAGGAAGAAAACUAUAGGACCAAUAUGGCCUACUCUUUUGAUAACAGAGUCGGCACCAUCCAGCAGAUGCAGCCUCCUUCGAGACAUGAGAGGAAGAGCCGCAGCUUGAUUAGACUUAUCAAGUGUAAGAAAGAACCUAUCUUUGAGGAGUACGAAUCACAGAAUUUCAUACAUAAGAACUUUUCGAAGAGAAAAAGACAGUCUGAAAGUCUGCACACUAGUCCUGAAAGAGGCAUUGUCUUUAGUAAACCAGGUUCUAGGAUCAAUCUCAGUGCAAUGAAUAGUGACAAAAUAAUCAACUUCCCUAUGAUUAAGUUUACUGCAGUUCGGCACGGUGAGUUGAAACCUUUAGAGAAGAGAGAGCAAAGAUUCCAGGUUCAUCAUAAAAGAGGAUUUACAUCUGGAAAUCCUCUUCCUAGUACAACAGAAUGAAGCACUUAUGAGAAGAAGUUUAAACAUCCUCGGAUUUGCUUCAGCAACAGGAGACCUGAUAAGAAGCUGAAGGCUUUUUGAUUAACACAGAAGAAAUCCGAAAGUAGUAAGAUUUCGCUUAUAAAAAUGGAUAACAAAAACAUUGCACUAAAGAAAAAGUUGGCCGAAGAAACUCUAUUCAGGGACUCAAUCAGAGACAAAUUUGCUCCAAUAAGACAUCCCAAGGUCAAGCUCAUCCCUAUUAUCAAAAAUUUCGGAAAUAUUCCUGCCCAAAUGAACAUGUUCAAGAAGGAAACAUUGAGUGAAGCCACUACACUGGCCAAAUAUUGAAACUUAAAGUUGAGCUAAUAA
Molecule: messenger RNA, 797 nt
Organism: Moneuplotes crassus
Lineage: Eukaryota; Ciliophora; Spirotrichea; Euplotida; Euplotidae
Source: the annotation of a GenBank genome assembly